This is a messenger RNA of Patella vulgata (common limpet), 2106 nucleotides long. Its product is annotated as phytanoyl-CoA dioxygenase domain-containing protein 1. The transcript has 10 exons. The record is from RefSeq and is a predicted model, not a curated record. The coding region runs from base 710 to 1618 and encodes 302 amino acids. NCBI's taxonomy places the organism in Eukaryota, Metazoa, Mollusca, Gastropoda, Patellidae.
UAUUGAUGUAAUAUGAAUGUAUAUAAACUGAUAAUUUCAAAUAAGUUUUCUUUGUUAAAAUAAGUGAGCAGUCCAAAUUGAAUGGCAGUUGCUUGUAUCUGGUUAUUCCAGUCGACAUCAGAAGUAUGGUUUGACAUUUACACUAACGUUCUGUCUCGUUCAUCAAUGUGCCUCAUUAAAAAAAGCACUCGAGAGCAUAGAGUACACUUUCUCACCAACUGAUUUUAAAAUUGUUCUGUGUGUCUUUAAAGAUACAUUAUGGGAGAUAAGAUAAAGAGAUGGCAGUUCUUGCUAUAAUAGUUAAAAACUAGAUAGUGUAAAGGUAAUUUGCUGAAAAUUUCUGUCAAAUUGAUCCACUAUGAGCCGAAAAAGAAGCGGGUGAAAUUUUUGCAUAGUCUUGGUCAUCAUUACUAAAAUCAUUAAUAUAAACAGCAUAGUCUCGAUUAUCCACUUUUUCUGAUUUAAUUAUCAACGGCCGUUUGCUGCAUAUAAGAAUCUAAUCCAGCCAACAUCGAAGGCUAGCCUUGACAUCAAGAGUUUAUUAUGGUCUGGAUAAGUUAAUUAAUGUCUAAUUGAUAAUUUAGAUAACAUUUCAGGCCUAAAGAAAGACUUGUAAUAAUCAGAUUUUGCUCUUGCAUAAUGCAUGUUUAAUACAGGAUAUUAGGAUGCCAUAUUUUCAUGAGAGUUUGUGAGUUGAUUUGUAGACGUCAUGACAACGGAUCUAAGUAAAAUACAUAAACCACUGGGAGUUCUGUAUGAUCCAAUCAAGGAUAAAUCUGAAUGGAGUAAGUUUAAACUAACUAAUGAACAGAUUGAAGAGUUUUGGAGAGAUGGUUUUUUAUUAAAUAUUCCUGUAUUAACAGAAGAACAAUGUGAUAAAGUUCUACAAGAUUAUAUUUACUUCUUAACAGAUAAAAGUCAUCCAAGAAAGGAUUUAUUAUAUGAAUUCCAUAGCAACCAAAGUGGAGAUCCUAAUAAUGUUCUCAUGCAUUGUUUAGGUCACUGGAGAGUUACGGAACAUUUUCAUGACCUGGUUUUUUUACCUAAUGUAGUGGUACCUGCUUCCCAACUUCUGGAUAAAAAUAAUCGAGAAGAAGCAGUAAGAUUCUGGCAUGAUCAGCUGUUUGCUAAACCUCCUAAUAUAGGUGGAGGCGUGGCAUGGCAUCAAGAUUAUUCUUAUUGGAUCCGAACAGCUCCUAUGAAACAUCUUACUGUUCAUAUAGCAUUAGAUGAUCAGUCAGCUGAAAAUGGUGCCUUACAUUAUAUUCCUGGCUCUCAUAACUGGAAUCGAAAUGGUCUUCCCUUACCAGUGACAGAUUUUAAUUUUAAAGAUAUGGAGUCAAUACAGACUAUUUUAACAGAAGAAGAAAAAGCAGCAUUUAAACCUAUUUGUGGUAAUUUAAAGAAAGGUGAAGCUAGUUUUCAUCAUCCACUGGCUGUACAUGGUUCAUAUGGUAAUAGGUCUCAACGUCCGAGAAGAGCGGCUGUAUUAAAUUAUUUUGCUGAUGGUGUUAAAUCAAAUACCAAUGAAGAAUUGUUGAAAGGUAGCAAGAUACCCAAGGGACAAAAGAUGGAGGGCGAUUUAUACCCAAUUGUUUUUGAUCCAAAAUGGAUGUAAAAUUUAUAAUGUUUUUAAACUUUGUGAGAAGAUGCAACUACUGGCUUUGUUUUAAAUUUUAGUGUCAUGUUGUUACAAAGUAAUAUUUAUAUUAACUGCUGGCUUUUUAAUAUCAAGUGUUAUAUUGUUACAAAGUAAUAUUUAUAUAAACUACUGGCUUUGUUUUUAAUUUUAGUGUUAUGUUGUUACAAAGUAAUAUUUAUACAAACUACUGGCUUUGUUUUAAAUUUUAGUGUUAUGUUGUUACAAAGUAAUAUUUAUAUUAACUGCUGGCUUUGAUUUAAAUUUUAACUGCUAUGUGUUUAUAAAGUAAUAUAUAUACAAACUACUGGCUUUGUUUUAAAUUUUAGUGUUAUGUUGUUACAAAGUAAUAUUUAUAUUAACUGCUGGCUUUGAUUUAAAUUUUAACUGCUAUGUGUUUAUAAAGUAAAAUAUGCACAGAACAGAUAUUUUAAUGUAAAUCCUGAAUAAAAUGGAAUUAAUGUAUA